AUGGGCAACAGACAACCCUCCAGCUACCACAUAUGUGAGUCUGCUCCGUACGAGGAUGAAGUGAACGAUGCUGAUUAUGAACCCUAUGAAGAAGAAGAAGAAGACGAUACCACCACGAUGCUGGUUGGUCCCGCUGCAGCAGGUGAAGAACACUUUGCUCGCAAAUAUGGUUGGCAGACUAAUGUCGUAAGCAACCAGGAUCAAGAUGACGAAAGGAACAUCUAUUAUGAAGCUCCUGGCCACAACUUCGUGGCGAGAGUACACGAAGUUAGACUACCAGCAGAAUCGUCUCUGCCCAACUCGGAAAACACUGUUGACCGAAUCGAAGCUGCGCAGCUUCGAAACCCUCUUGAGCCUUGGGAACUCGAAGGUGUCCACGAGUCGACUGGUCGGUCCUACGAAGAGCUCCGGCGCAUGUUUCCAGAAGCAAGAUCUAUGGAGACUCCUGCCAGCAACACUCGACCUGUUACAGAGGGUGCUAUUAUAUGUGCACAAUGCAGACGAACGGCAACGCCGGAAUACGUCGACUGGCUGCGGGAAGGCAAUGUCGCUUUCUGCUCUCUCUGCGGCAUGACCAGAUCGCCACUGGAUCCAACGGAAGACCCUGAUUAUUAUGGUUUCAAUCCAAGGACAGUGAUAUAUCAUUGCACAUGCCGCUGCCACUGCCCAGAGGUAUACUCCUCAGAUAUGGAUAUAGAUUCUGAUUUCGAGGAUGCAGCAGAGGGCGAAGGGGACGACGACUUCAGCAAUCCCCUAUUGGCCGGUCUCAGAACUCCUGUAUCCAACCACCUCACAAGAACCUUGCCAGUAUUUGCGGAGCCUCAUGACCUGGACGCCAACCCCUUCGUCCCGACAUCCAGUGCGGAGGCAAGUCGAGAUGAGAUGCGCCACGAAUUUGGUCUUCCCGAGCUUCGCUUUUCGGACCAUGCCGACGAAUUCGAAGCAGACAUCCAUACAAUUACCAUGGCAAUGGAUGAUGCUGAGGUUAGUCGAGCGUUGGAGGACUACGAGACGGCGCUGAGUUACCUCGAUUUCGCUCUUUACACCUGCGACAAUCUCGAACUGGACCCUGGCCAGGCACCCUUCAGUGACGCUCUGAGUGCCCACCGAGAGGUAUUCCAGAUCUUGUACGAACAGGAGCUCGAAGCCGAAGGCAUUCCCCUUGAUUAUGAAGAUGCACAGGCGGCUUAUGCUGCAUAUCUAGCAUACUAG
Lithohypha guttulata is the source of this 1212-nucleotide messenger RNA. RefSeq lists its product as uncharacterized. Lineage: Eukaryota; Fungi; Ascomycota; Eurotiomycetes; Chaetothyriales; Trichomeriaceae. The transcript has a single exon. The coding region runs from base 1 to 1212 and encodes 403 amino acids. The record is from RefSeq and is a predicted model, not a curated record.